Molecule: messenger RNA, 1611 nt
Organism: Kwoniella shivajii
Lineage: Eukaryota; Fungi; Basidiomycota; Tremellomycetes; Tremellales; Cryptococcaceae
Product: DNA polymerase epsilon subunit B
Exons: 12
Coding region: 1-1611 (536 amino acids)
Biological process (GO): DNA-templated DNA replication; error-prone translesion synthesis
Cellular component (GO): epsilon DNA polymerase complex
Molecular function (GO): DNA binding
Source: RefSeq, a predicted model, not a curated record
AUGGUCAAUUUGCUGAGAGCAGCCAUCGUGAAGGUCUUUUCGACCAAAUAUUCACUUACUAUUCCUUCAGCUGUCAUGCAAUACAUCGAGCAGGUCUUGGUAGAAAAUGAAAUACCGGAAGAUGAAUGGAUCAUAGGACUUGAAUUCUGGGCUAAAGAGUAUCUGAAAGGAGAAGAGUCUUCAUCUCUCGUGUCACUCCCCGCAUUACAGAAGGCAUAUGAAAGUCUACAACUAGGUAAUACAGAUGAUACCGCUCAGGCGGAUCCAUCAGAAAUUAAUGUCGAGUCACACUUCUCAGUGAUAGAUUCCUUCGAUAUGCCGCCAGUACAUUUUGAUCCAGUUAGAGGAGGCUUCACCACAACAAAGUUCAAGCCUUGUUUAGCUGGCCAAGCAUCCAGUAGAUCGGCAUUCCUAAGAGAAAGAUGGGGAAUCAUCAAAGAGAUUAUACUCAGAAACGAAAAUUUCACACCACCGGCAAUAGGAGGACAUGACCGAUCGAAUUACCUCAAGUUGACAUCAACACGUAAUCUACUUGGCAGAGCCGGCCAGUUAUUCUUGCUGUUUGGAAUGCUAUCCAGAGACCCAGAAGGCAGAUUAUGUGUCGAGGACGGUGAAGGAAGAGUAGUGCUGGACAUGGAUGACGCUGUACCGGGAGAAGGUCUGUUCACCGAAGGAUGUAUGGUACUGAUAGAAGGGGAAUAUACGAUAGAUGAGACUAUCAGAGUACUGGCUAUGGGUCAUCCCCCUAGUGAGAAACGAGAUAUAGCGAGAGGUCUGCAUGGACAUGUGGACUUUCUAGGUGGAGGAGCUAUGUCAUUGAAGGAAGAGCAGAAAUACCUUCCGUCAAUACAGGCUAAUACCCAAGUGUCCUUUGUUGUCCUUUCCGAUGUAUGGCUAGAUCAUCCACGUACGAUACCGGCUCUGCGGCGGAUGUUGGAAGGUUACGCCGAAGCUGUAGAAUUCAGACCUAUGGCUUUCGUAUUUUGCGGUAACUUCAGUCAGAAAGGUUGGGAAGGAGAUGGAGGACUCAAGCGAUACACCAAUGGCUUCAACUCUCUCACCGAUCUUCUUCUCGAAUUCCCACUCCUCCACGCAUCACACUUCGUUUUCGUUCCCGGACCAUUAGAUCCGUGGUCUUCGACAACACUACCUCGGCCUGCUAUUCCGUCAGUCUUUGCCUCUCGUUUGACGCAAAGGAUACCGAGAGCAAGAUUCGUCUCCAACCCUUGCAGAUUGCGAUAUUUUGGUAUGGAGCUGGUGAUAUGUAGGGAAGAUUUGAUGGGUAAAAUGGUUAGAAACCUGGUGGGAGUCAAGAAAGAAGGUGAAGCGGAUAUGAAGAGAUAUCUCGUUCAAACGAUUCUCGAUCAAACACACCUUUCGCCUCUUCCAAUAUCAAUCCGGCCGACACUAUGGGAGUAUGAUCACGCUCUUCGUCUUUACCCCAUGCCUUCAGCAGUGGUUUUAGCUGAUAAAUACGAACGAUACGAGUUGACUUAUGAGGGUUGUCACGUUUUCAAUCCUGGUAGAUUCGUGGGGUCAGGUGGUGAAGGUGGAGGAGAAUUUGAAUGGAGCAUGUACUACCCUGCUACAGGAAGAAGCGAGAGGAGGUAA